UGCCCCCAUGCCCUACCUCAUUGGAAUACAUUUAAGUUUGAUGGAGAAAGUAAGAAGCAUGGCCCUGGAAGAUGUGGUGAUUCUUAAUGUAGACACCAACACACUGGAAACCCCUUUUGAUGACCUUCAGAGCCUUCCUAAUGAUGUGGUUUCUGUACUGAAGAACAGAUUGAAGAAGGUCUCUACAACCACUGGAGAUGGUGUUGCAAGAGCUUUUCUAAAAGCACAAGCAUCUUUCUUCGGGAGCUACAGAAACGCCCUGAAAAUUGAACCUGGUGAACCCAUCACUUUCUGUGAAGAAGCGUUCGUGUCCCAUCGUUCUGCUGUUAUGAGGCAGUUUCUUCAGAACGCCAUUCAGCUCCAGCUCUUUAAGCAGUUCAUUGAUGGCCGUCUGGAUCUUCUUAACUCUGGAGAGGGCUUCAGUGAUGUUUUUGAAGAAGAGAUAAAUAUGGGAGAAUAUGCAGGUAGUGACAAAUUGUACCACCAGUGGCUGUCUACAGUAAGGAAAGGAAGUGGAGCCAUUUUAAAUACAGUAAAGACCAAGGCUAACCCUGCCAUGAAGACUGUCUAUAAGUUUGCAAAAGAUCAUGCAAAAAUGGGAAUAAAAGAAGUGAAAAACCGCUUGAAGCAAAAGGACAUUGCUGAGAAUGGAUGUUCUGCAGCACCGGAGGAAUCUCUACCAAGGACAGCACCGUCUCCAUUGGUUGACAAGAAGGACCCUAAAUUAAGAGAGGACAGAAGACCAAUCACAGUGCAUUUUGGUCAGCAGCAAAGACUCCGUCCGCCUCGGCCGCCACCUCCAAAGAUACAGCGUUCAUCUAGGCCCGUUCGCCCGCCAAGACCGCAUGUUGUUAAGAGACCCAAGAGCAACAUUGCUGUGGAAGGACGAAGGACUUCAGUUUCUAGUCCAGAACACCUGGUAAAGCCCAUGCGACACUAUACAGUCUUCCUCUCUGAGGACUCUUCUGAUGAUUAGCAGGAAGAGGAUCCUGUCUCUGGCUUCUCUGAAAACUUUUUCUUCUCUGCUCCUUUUGAAUGGCCUCAGCCCUACCGGGCCCUGAAGGAAUCUGACAGUGCUGAUGGGGAAGAGGCAGUCAGUCCAGAAAAAUCAAAAGAUUUGCCUCCAAGCCCUCUGCUCACAAGCAAGAACACAGAAAUCAACCUCCUUGAAGACAUUUUCCCUAACCUAGAAGUAGAAACACAGCCUCAGCCUCUCAGCCAAGCUAAGAGCCUCGAAGACCUGCGGACUCCCAAAGAGGAGGGCGAUCAGCGAUGCACGUUUGAUUACCAGAGAAUGGAUCUCGGUGUGUCUGAGAGGAACAGGAUUGUGCCAGCCGUGAAGCUGUCCCACGCUUACAACAAGCUGUGGAGUAUGGGUCACGAUGACAUGGCUAUUCCUACCAAGUAUUCCCAAAGCUCCCCCGAAAGGCCCUCGACUGCACUUGUUAACAUGCCGCCGAUCACAAGGAGACCCCGGAGCAGAGACAGCAUUCUGGCUCCUGCAGAAAAGGAUGAAUCCAGUCCGGCCAUUCAAGGGAACAUCACCAUUCCUAGGCCGCAGGGAAGAAAGACUCCUGAACUGGGAAUAGUGCCGCCACCACCAGCACCCAGGGCUUCUAAGCAUCAGGCUCCAGCUGGGCCCACAGAAAUUCUCCCCACCCACGCUGCAGCACAUGGCCAUUUGGUUUCAGAUCUUAUCCCAGAGCCCUUUGGAGUUGGUAGUGUGUCCUUAGACCCUGAAAUCCAUCAGUCUGUAAAUUAUCCCUCUCAUCCAUCUCAGCUUUUGUCUGGUGCUGCCAGCACUGCUGAGAUGCUCCAGCCUGUCAAAGUGAAGACAGAUAACACAGGUAACGAAAGUGACUACCUUCUUAACCUCCUGGAUCCGUUAAAAACAGCCACCUGGCAAAGCAGUGGCCCACAGCACGGUCCCCGCAGCCUGCAAAGCUCAGCCACUCCCCCUUCUGCAGCUGGCUUUGUCUCGGGGGCAAGUGACUUUGUGCCUCCUCCAGCUGCACCGUUUGUCCAGCCGCUUGGUUACCCUUCCCCAGCACCAGCGCCGUUUCUGCAGCCAUCUCCUAAUCCAUUCACACAAACAGUGCCAGGAGCCCUUUCGGUGUCUCUAGUUAGACCCCCAAGGGGCUCUUUCACCCCCUCCUUAGGUCAUGCUUAUAGCUCGAGCUUCAUAACACCUAAUUCUAGCUUCUACCCCCCCCAAAGACCUCAGCCAAACAUUUCAACACUCUCCAUGCCAAACCUCUUCAGCCAGGCUCCAGCCGUGCCACCCGCCGGCUCCCUGUUGCUGCAGAGCCACAGCCCUUCUCCGAGCAGCUCUCUACAGCCAGGAUGUGUCAGUGGGCUUUCUAAAACCAGAACAUUACAGGUGGGCCAGUCCAGCUCAAAGGUAGAUCCCAAACAAGCACUAGCUCUCCUGUCUAACGAACCCCCUUUGAUCCCUUCCAGGCCAGCGAAGGGCUUAGAGUCAGUGUUACUGUCCUCAAAAUCUGAGGAGACAAAAGAUCCCUUUGAAGAUUUGUUAAAAAAGACAAAGCAAGACGUGUCAUCCACACCAGGUAAGGUUGAACAGCUCAGAAAGCGAUGGGAAACCUUUGAGUAA
Molecule: messenger RNA, 2614 nt
Organism: Pterocles gutturalis (yellow-throated sandgrouse)
Lineage: Eukaryota; Metazoa; Chordata; Aves; Pterocliformes; Pteroclidae
Product: DENN domain-containing protein 1A-like
Exons: 14
Biological process (GO): endocytosis; endocytic recycling
Cellular component (GO): clathrin-coated vesicle; cytosol
Molecular function (GO): phosphatidylinositol phosphate binding; guanyl-nucleotide exchange factor activity
Source: RefSeq, a predicted model, not a curated record